This is a messenger RNA of Musa acuminata subsp. malaccensis (wild Malaysian banana), 1624 nucleotides long. Its product is annotated as 26S proteasome non-ATPase regulatory subunit 12 homolog A. Gene Ontology annotation, cellular component: proteasome regulatory particle, lid subcomplex; cytoplasm. The record is from RefSeq and is a predicted model, not a curated record. Lineage: Eukaryota; Viridiplantae; Streptophyta; Magnoliopsida; Zingiberales; Musaceae.
CUCUCCUGCACGCAUUCUCUCGCCCCCCUUGCCGAUCUUAGGGUUUGGUUUCUCCGCUUCGGCUCCACAUCGCCUCGAAAAUGGAAGAGAAUCUAGAUGCUGCAAUAGAAUCCCUAUUGAAUGUGGAGAAGCAGAUGAGGCUUGCCGGUGAUGUGGCUGGCACAAAGAAAGCUGUUCUUGACAUUGUGGAGCUUUGCUACAAAGCACGUGCAUGGAAGACACUGAAUGAUCAGAUUGUUCUUCUGUCAAAGAGAAGAGGACAACUUAAGCAGGCUGUAACUGCCAUGGUGCAAAAAGCAAUGCUGUACAUUGAUGACACACCUGAUCUUGAAACACGUAUAGAGUUGAUCAAAACACUUAACAGUGUCUCAGCUGGGAAGAUAUAUGUUGAGAUAGAGAGGGCACGCUUGAUUAAAAAACUUGCGAAGAUUAAAGAAGACCAAGGCCUUAUUGCUGAGGCUGCUGAUUUGAUGCAAGAAAUUGCUGUGGAGACUUUUGGAGCAAUGGCCAAAACAGAAAAGAUUGCUUUCAUUCUUGAACAAGUACGAUUGUGCUUGGAUCGUCAGGAUUAUGUGCGGGCACAGAUAUUGUCAAGAAAAAUUAGUCCUAGGGUGUUUGAUGCUGAUGCUUCAAAGGAAAAAAAGAAGCCAAAGGAAGGUGACAAUAUUGUGCAAGAGGCUCCUGCAGAUAUACCUUCACUCUUGGAGUUGAAGCGCAUCUACUAUGAGCUAAUGAUUCGCUACCAUUCUCAUAACAAUGAUUACCUGGAAAUUUGCCGGAGUUACAAGUCGAUAUAUGAUAUUCCAUCUGUAAAGGAGGACCCAGCACAGUGGAUUCCGGUGCUUAGAAAAAUCUGCUGGUAUUUGGUGUUGGCGCCACAUGACCCUAUGCAAUCAAGUCUUCUCAACUCUACUCUAGAAGAUAAAAAUCUUUUUGAACUUGCUAAUUUUCGUUUUAUGUUGAAGCAACUUGUGACAAUGGAAGUUAUCCACUGGGCAACUCUUUGGGAGACUUACAAGGAUGAGUUUGAAAAUGAGAAGAAUCUUCUUGGAGGGUCUUUGGGCCCCAAGGCUGCAGAAGAUCUAAAGCUGAGGAUUAUUGAACAUAAUAUUUUGGUAGUGUCAAAGUACUAUUCGAGGAUAACCUUAAAACGUCUCUCUGAAUUACUAUGCCUCAGUUUGCAGGAGGCGGAGAAGCAUCUUUCGGAUAUGGUAGUCUCGAAAGCCCUGGUUGCCAAGAUCGACAGACCCAUGGGAAUUGUGUGUUUCCAGAGAGCCAAGGACAGCAACGACAUCCUCAACUCCUGGGCAAUGAACUUGGAGAAGCUGCUCGACCUCGUUGAAAAGAGCUGCCACCAGAUUCACAAGGAGACCAUGAUUCACAAAGCUGUUUUGAAGGCCUAGGUUUAAUUUAAUAUCUUGAUCGGAGUAUACUUUUUGUAUUGUUUCACCAGAAUGUGUCAGAUUUAAGCUGAUGAUAAUCCUGUUUCAGUAUUCCAAAUCUCCUCGGCUAUCAUUUCUUUUGCUGGGGCUAUUGCAUGUGGAAACUCGAGGCAUUCAUUCCUUUCAUAUAUACUGAACAAUUUCUACCAUCCUAUUAAUGCAACUGUCUUGUGUUUCUGAUA